AUGUCACUGUCUCUGCACCCAUCAAAACAUUGGGGUUAUAAUAUUCCCUUAUGGGCUCAGGUUGUAGUCUAUCCCAUUUUGUUUGUCCUUGCCCUACUAUAUCAAGGAAAUAGCUACAAAACUACACUUCCAAAUAAAGAGAGGGAUACAAAACUAGGAAAUGAGGCAUUAAAAUUGCAGCCACUUCACUUGGAUGAUAAUUUAUUGCAUCUAAUCUUUGCACUAGCUAGUAGCAACAUUACAAUUUAUAAGGUUUUUUUCAUCCAAUUUUCAAGCCAUAAAUCGUUGAUGAACAAGAAUGGCGAAAAUGGAGAUAGCUCAGGAGGGAUAGACAAGAAAAGAGAGAAUGAGUUGGGUGGUAAAAAGGAAAAUCAGCGAAAAAACUUUAUAUCAAAAAAUUUUGAUAUAAAGUCUUCCACAAAAGCAAAAACGAAGAAAACAGACUCACACUGA
Molecule: messenger RNA, 453 nt
Organism: Vicia faba (fava bean)
Lineage: Eukaryota; Viridiplantae; Streptophyta; Magnoliopsida; Fabales; Fabaceae
Source: the annotation of a GenBank genome assembly